Onychomys torridus (southern grasshopper mouse) is the source of this 1555-nucleotide messenger RNA. It is a transcript of the gene Prdx4, whose product is annotated as peroxiredoxin 4. NCBI's taxonomy places the organism in Eukaryota, Metazoa, Chordata, Mammalia, Rodentia, Cricetidae. Gene Ontology annotation, biological process: cellular response to stress; hydrogen peroxide catabolic process; cell redox homeostasis. Gene Ontology annotation, molecular function: thioredoxin peroxidase activity. The record is from RefSeq and is a predicted model, not a curated record. Gene Ontology annotation, cellular component: cytosol; endoplasmic reticulum. The coding region runs from base 117 to 932 and encodes 271 amino acids. The transcript is spliced from 7 exons.
CAAGUCUCGCGAGGCCGCGCCCUGGUUCGCGCGGUCUCUAGCGUGCCGUUUUAUCCUCUUGGCGGCGGGGGACUCCUAGCUUUCUUUGAGGGACGUGUUUUCGUGCUCGCUCGGUCAUGGAGACGCGGUCCAAGCGGCUGGACGCGGCGACUCCGUCCCAUCGCUGGACUCGAAAGGCGGUGCUGUUCCUGCCGUGGCUGCUGCUGUUCCUCUUGCGGACCGAAGCUCUGCAGGGCUUGGAGACUGAGGAGCGGUUCCGGACCCGUGAAAAUGAGUGCCACUUCUAUGCUGGUGGACAAGUGUACCCGGGAGAGGUGUCCCGGGUUUCGGUCGCAGAUCACUCCCUGCAUCUAAGCAAAGCCAAGAUUUCCAAGCCAGCACCAUAUUGGGAAGGAACAGCUGUGAUAAACGGAGAAUUCAAGGAGCUCAAACUGACUGACUAUCGUGGGAAAUACUUGGUUUUUUUCUUCUACCCACUUGAUUUCACCUUUGUGUGUCCAACUGAAAUCAUCGCUUUUGGUGACCGAAUUGAAGAAUUCAGAUCUAUAAAUACUGAAGUGGUGGCAUGCUCGGUUGACUCUCAGUUUACCCACUUGGCCUGGAUUAAUACCCCUCGAAGACAGGGAGGACUGGGGCCAAUAAGAAUUCCACUUCUUUCGGACCUGAACCAUCAGAUCUCAAAGGACUACGGUGUAUACCUUGAGGACUCAGGCCAUACUCUUAGAGGCCUCUUUAUUAUUGACGACAAAGGAGUCCUAAGGCAGAUUACUCUGAAUGACCUUCCUGUGGGUAGAUCAGUGGACGAGACACUGCGUUUGGUUCAAGCAUUCCAGUACACUGACAAGCAUGGAGAAGUCUGCCCUGCUGGCUGGAAACCUGGUAGUGAAACACUUGAGAUUAUAAAAUAUUGCAUUCUGAGCCAGACUCAGUGAUAGAAACCUAUAAUUCCAGCUACUUAGGAAGCUGAGGUAGGAGGAUCAAAAGUUCAUGGCCUGUCUAGGCUACACAUGAGUUCAAAACUAAAAUAGGAAAUGCAGCAUGGUUCUAUCUCAAAAAAGAAAGCUGUAAACAGAGCUUUAGAUACAGCUCAGUGCUAACACUAUUGUUUAACAGUUGAAGAACCCAGGGUUCAAUUCCCAGUACUCCAUAUACCCUUAAAAAUUCAUUUGAUAAAUCCUUAGUGAACACGCUGCCUCCUUGUCAGGUUAUUGUAUAACAUAUAAUCAGCAAAUACAUUUUUAAAUAUGUUAACAUCUGUGGCCAUGCUUUCAAUGUGUUAAAUUAGGUUGGGCCCCAAUGUGCUAUGAAAGCUUGGUAGUCAAGAGAAGAGCUGUAAAUAACUUUUGGGUUGCUUGAGUAUAGAUGAUGUUAAUUCAUUGAGAAAUAUAUUCUUUCCUUCUUGGGAUAGCUGAAAUUAGUAGGUAGGACAAAUUUAGUUUUUCCCAAACAUAGUACAUAAUCUGAUUUGGUGUCCAGAAUCAGUGGUUACAUCUUUAGGCAACAGGAGGGUAAUUAAUGCUAAACUAUUCAUAAUGUACUUUGGCUUUUUUUAAAU